This is a messenger RNA of Anguilla anguilla (European eel), 3343 nucleotides long. RefSeq names its product leucine-rich repeat-containing protein 49-like. The coding region runs from base 289 to 2676 and encodes 795 amino acids. Lineage: Eukaryota; Metazoa; Chordata; Actinopteri; Anguilliformes; Anguillidae. The transcript is spliced from 18 exons. The record is from RefSeq and is a predicted model, not a curated record. Gene Ontology annotation, molecular function: protein binding.
CAACAAAACGACAUCGUUGCCAAGGAAGUGCAAUCUAAGGAGUCAUAGCAGCGCUAACGUUAUAUUUGUGUCUUUUCUGUUUGAUUUCAUGAAACUGAAAAUGAACGCAACUUAACUCGAACUCCCUUGCUCUAACCACAAAAUACACAUUUCGUUGGCACAACGUUAUCAAAGCUAGUUGACUAGAAUUAUCUCCACCGUAGUCAGCUAAUCUAGCUAUAGAGGGGAACAAUACCCCAUACCAAUAUUAACUGAUUUAGGGGGAUUUAGCUAACGCUCAACUUUGUAAUGCGCUCCCAGAAACCCCAGAAUAGUAACGUUAAUAAGGGAAGAUUUCUUACUCCCACGGUUAAUUUAAAAUUACGCCUGACAGCUAUGAACACACUUGCCCCGGAGCGACUAGCGCAGAGACGGCUGGACCUUCGACUGUACAAAGAACUUUCCAAAGAAACGGCCAUAGACCCACUGAAAACGAGCCCUCAAAAGCCAGCAGAAAGCAGGCUCAGCCUUCACAAUGGCGGCAGGCCUCUCCGAGGGUUUGACUGCGAGUUCACAGGCCCUGAGUGUACCCUUCUGUCGUUCCCUGCUGCGGCUCCCUGUGGCUUCACAGGCGACACGGGCCAGCAGCCCCACAGAGUCAGGUCCCGUCGUGCCGCCCACAGUGCCGAUCCCACCUACGCUCACAGCAACCCCAGCCUAUCUCAGGCAGCAGGUGAUAGAAGGCAUUUCAUGGAGAAUACUCCUCCCAGUUUCCCCCUUGCCUUCCGGUCUCGCGAGGACUGUACUUCCAACCCUGAGCGUCUGGACAUGGACAGGCGUGGCCUGGAGGAGUGCCCCCUGCUGGAGGGGGAGGAGAGGCUGCGGCUGCUCAACUUCCAGCACAACCUCAUCUCCCGCGUCGAGAACCUCUCCCACCUGCGGCGCCUGGUCUUCCUGGACCUGUAUGACAACCGCAUCGCGGAGAUGUCCGGCAUUUCGGCCCUCGCCUCGCUGCGCGUGCUGAUGCUGGGCAAGAACAGAAUCAAGAGGAUUUGGAAUCUGGACUCCUUGACGAAACUGGACGUUCUCGACCUGCACGGCAAUCAGAUUGCGCAGAUAGAGAACCUCUCCCACCUGUCGGAGCUGCGUGUGCUGAACCUGUCGGGGAACCGUAUCAGCCGGGUGGAGGGCCUGCAGGGCCUGGACUCCCUGACCGAGCUCAACCUGCGGCACAACCGCAUCUCCUGCGUGACGGAGGUGGACAGGCUGCCCUUCCUGCAGCGCCUCUUCCUCAGCUGCAACUGCAUCGGCAGUUUCGAUGACCUGACCUGCCUGGGAGAGUCCUGCUCCCUCUCGGAGCUCACCCUGGAUGGGAACCCCGUUGCCCAGGAGACAUGGUACAGGCAGACCGCCCUGCGCUGCAUGCUUCAACUGAAACAGCUGGACAUGAAGCGUGUCACAGAGGAGGAGAGGCGCAUGGCGUGCGUUUUGGCUCGGAAGGACGAUGAGAGAAAGCGAGAGAGCCACAAGCAGGCCGUCCACAAGGAGAAGCGUCGGCAGGCCAUCCGGAACGCGGCGCAGCAGUGGGAGGGCCUGAAGGCCAGCCUGGAGCCACCAGCACAGAACGGCACCAAGGAGGAGGUCAGCCCUGAACACAGCCCCGCCCAGGCCAAUGGGCUCCCUCAGCCCCUUUCCCCCGAAGAGCUCAGGCGGGUGAGUCCAGUGGGAACCCCAGAGAGACCAGCAGGGGGCAGUGAAGGGAAAACACGCUCAGCCAGCCGACCUGGCAGCCCUCGGUCCUCCGAGGCAGGGGGCGCCAGCGCUCAGAGCCUGUCCUUAUCUGACAGUCACCUGGCCGAGCUGGACGGGGACACUCUCCGCCUGUUCGGACCGGGAGCGCUGGAGGCUCUGGAGCGAGGCUGGGGCGUGCAGACGGCGGGAGCCGUCACCGCCAUCACGUUCCGCUACAUCCCCUUCGACGGCAUAGUGCCAACACUGCCACGCAUUCGGGUGAAGUUCCCCAACUUAUCGCAUCUGGUCUUCCUGGAGGCCAACAUCAGUCGGCUGCCGCAGUUAGCGGCACUGGCCCAGGUGAGGCGUCUGGACCAGCUGACCAUCCAUCCCGAAGGGAACCCAGCGGUCAACCUGGCGCUGUGGAGGCCCUUCGUCAUCUACCGGCUCAACCACUUAAACCUGCAGAAGAUCAACGGCCAGGAGGUGACCACGGACGACGUCAUCGCCGCCGAGAGGCUUUUCGGAACCCUGGGCCACAUCGCCACCGCGGAAACCCCGCACAGCCGCCUGCUGCUGCUCCUAGAAGAAUCUCGGAAGCGUCAGCUGCAGUUCCUCCUGGACGGCCGCGGCCGCCGGGCCGGCUUGAGUCCCGAGGAGCUGCGUGAGAACGGCAAGCUGUUGGGGGAGGGGCUGAGCCGGGCGCUCUUCAACUACCCCAGCCGAGACGCCGGGGCGGAGGGCCCCGAGGAGGGCGCUGUGGAGGCAUCGGAGCGGGCAGAGGUCACCCAGCAGUACCUGCGGGGGCUGGUGCAGCGGGCGUCCGACACCAACGUGAAGGGCGAGUCGCUGCACAAGCUGUGGCCCUCCAUGUUCGUGGAGAUGGUGAGGGACUGCGUGCUGGAGAUGAGGGACCGUCCAGCCUACCGCCAGGCCUGCCUGAACAGGCACGCUCGUGGCAAGUGAGCGGGGGGGGGGGGGAAGGGACUACGCCAAACACCCCCCACCCAGAAACUACGCAAUCCAACCACCCCCACCCCCUUGAUCUCCCAAAGCAGACUGUCUCCCGCAGACUGGUCUCGGCUGAACGGCUCUUAUGGUUUUCCACUGCAACGCUGCUUUUUUUCCCAAAGGACCCAAAUCCUCGCCUCCCAAGGGGCCGUCUUCAAAAUGGCGGUCGAAAGACUAAUAAGUAUGAGGAGCUUCUUCUUGAAUGUAUGUACAUGCUCAUACCAACAUCACUUUGGAAUCUCUUUUCUUUUCGGUUCACUUGCGAGCAAACUGAUUUGCGAGGAUGAGGCUACGCUCCUGACUGAUGGCAAGGUUCUGAUGACGCGUCUUCCGUUCAUGUAAUCCAAAACAGAAGGCCCCGUUUUCCCUGCCGUGUUGGAUUCCACUUCAGUUUUUUUUUUAAAAAUCUUUUUUAUUUUUGUUCAAGCUGUCAGUGUACAUUCUUCCAGUACAGAUGGGCCCAGCUAGAAUAUAAGAAGAGAGUAAGAAUAUUUUGGAAGAGGACAAAAUGGGAACACAAUGCAUUUUAGUUUCCCAACACUGUAUUUGUGUUUUAUUUAGUGUUUGAGUCCUUAGUAAUUAACAAAUUAACUCAAUUAAAAUUAAAUGCCGUUUAAAUAUA